Molecule: messenger RNA, 2304 nt
Organism: Penaeus indicus
Lineage: Eukaryota; Metazoa; Arthropoda; Malacostraca; Decapoda; Penaeidae
Exons: 8
Coding region: 1-2304 (767 amino acids)
Source: RefSeq, a predicted model, not a curated record
AUGAAACCACAGAAGAUCAAAGUGAGGAACAUUCUUUCAUCCAAACACAAAUCUCGAACAAUAUCUCCAUAUGUCAGAGGUGCCAGAGGCUAUUAUCGAGUCAACUUAAUUGUACACAAGAUAAAUACUACGGAAGCCAUCGACCGCGGACGGCUUGCAGUGAAGCCCCCUGACUCCGGAAACCUUGACCUUCGUGGCUCAGUCUUCAUAAGGGUAUCUUCACGCCCCUCCGAUAGUUCCAUAGCUACCAUACGCCCAUUCCGAAGCCGCCCCUCAUCCCCAAUUUUCAACACCAUGCCCUUCAAGCCCACCGCCACCUCAACACCCACAAUCUUUCACCCACAGAAGCCCACCGCCACCUCAACACCCACAAUCUUUCACCCACAGAAGCCCACCGCCACCUCAACACCCACAAUCUUUCACCCACAGAAGCCCACCGCCACCUCAACACCCCCACCUCAACACCCCCACCUCAACACCCACAAUCUUUCACCCACAGAAGCCCACCGCCACCUCAACACCCACAAUCUUUCCCCCACAGAAGCCCACCGCCACCUCAACACCCACAAUCUUUCACCCACAGAAGCCCACCGCCACCUCAACACCCACAAUCUUUCACCCACAGAAGCCCACCGCCACCUCAACACCCCCACCUCAACACCCACAAUCUUUCCCCCACAGAAGCCCACCGCCACCUCAACACCCACAAUCUUUCCCCCACAGAAGCCCACCCCCACCUCAACACCCACAAUCUUUCCCCCACAGAAGCCCACCCCCGCCUCAACACCCACAAUCUUUCACCCACAGAAGCCCACCGCCACCUCAACACCCACAAUCUUUCCCCCACAGAAGCCCACCGCCACCUCAACACCCACAAUCUUUCACCCACAGAAGCCCACCGCCACCUCAACACCCACAAUCUUUCACCCACAGAAGCCCACCGCCACCUCAACACCCCCACCUCAACACCCACAAUCUUUCCCCCACAGAAGCCCACCGCCACCUCAACACCCACAAUCUUUCCCCCACAGAAGCCCACCGCCACCUCAACACCCACAAUCUUUCCCCCACAAAAGCCCACCGCCACCUCAACACCCCCACCUCAACACCCACAAUCUUUCCUCCACAGAAGCCCACCGCCACCCCAACACCCCCACCUCAACACCCACAAUCUCUCACCCACAGAAGCCCACCCCACCUCAACACCCCCACCUCAACACCCACAAUCUUUCCCCCACAGAAGCCCACCGCCACCUCAACACCCACAACCUUUCCCCCACAGAAGCCCACCGCCACCCCAACACCCCCACCUCAACACCCACAAUCUCUCACCCACAGAAGCCCACCCCACCUCAACACCCCCACCUCAACACCCACAAUCUUUCCCCCACAGAAGCCCACCGCCACCUCAACACCCCCAUCUCAACACCCACAAUCUUUCCCCCACAGAAGCCCACCGCCACCUCAACACCCACAAUCUUUCCCCCACAGAAGCCCACCGCCACCCCAACACCCCCACCUCAACACCCACAAUCUUUCCCCCACAGAAGCCCACCGCCACCCCAACACCCCCACCUCAACACCCACAAUCUUCCCCCCACAGAAGCCCACCGCCACCUCAACACCCACAAUCUUUCCCCCACAGAAGCCCACCGCCCGACCUUGGGAGCUGCCGGAUGCACCGUGUUAUUGACUCGGGCGUCCAUCAUCUUCUGGCCGAGAGAGGCAGGAUGCACUCGUCUGGGUAACAGCAGACAAGGCGCUCGACUCCUGAUGCUGGAAGCACGUCAGCGCGUUCAGCCCAACGCAAGAGUCUCUCAAAGGCGUAAGUGGAAGCCAACUGAACCCCCAAGAACCUGCGGCACACCUGCUCCAUGGCUCCACCUGUUACGAAGGACGUGGAGGUUCCUGACCACUUUCAACCCUUCCAGCAGCCAGCCACUCCAGCCCCCACGCGAGAAGGAAGACAUGGUCGAAUUACCGAUCUUCAGCUGCCCCUCAAUUAAAGACGAAGUUACGAGAAGGCCCACGUUUCGCCGUCUCGAUGGCAGGGGAAUUGCACAACGGGGUUUUGACAGGCAUUUCCAGUACACAGAGAUAGAAGUGCGCGAGGAAGCACACAGGACUAUAAUUGUAACAUACAUUAUGCUGCAUGUUGUAACACAGUACAUUGUACACAGUACAACCAAUGCACUCCAUGGUUUUAUGUGGUUGGACUUGAGUCGAUAUAUGUAUGCUGUUUACUGUUUACCACACCUUUUCAGUCCAGAUGAUGUAAGAAAAGAUACGGCUAUGAGAGCCUAG